AUGGCGCUGAGUGAUGAAGAUCGACAGCGAUGUAAUGCAUGUUUGCAGAAGCUCGAUGAAACGAAACGAACGUGUUUGCAAUCGAUUGAAUACUUAAUCGAACAACAGCGUGAGAUUGAUGAAUGUAUUGCUGAUCUGAAAUCGACGAAAUCUCAUGCGCAAGAAAUCAAUAAGAAAAUUACGGAAUUAAAUCGAAUCUCUUGUUUAAAAUUGUGCUGUUCGAAAGCAAAGGCAUUUUCAUUUGAAACAAAUGUUCAUGAUGACAAUCAUUUACUUAUUUUACCAUUCUCACGUAAUCAAUCGAGUGUCAAUGGUUUGAAUGAAUUAGAAAGAGAUUUCGAAUUCGGAAAAAUCUUCGAAUCAAUGAAGUCAUCGUCUAUGUCGAAACAUUUUUCAACUAAGGAUGAAUUUGAUCAUAUUUUACAAGAGGAAUAUUCUUUACUUUUAGAAUUAGCGAAAAAACUAACAAAAUGCAUACAAAUUCUGCAUGAUACCAUUGAAUUUCUUGGCACUGAUAUCAGAUGUACAUUAGAACAUAUGCAAAUAGCUCAGCCACGAAUGCAACAGUUAUUGCAAAAGAAACUACCAUUAGCAUUUGCUCAAAUACAAAAACAUUCGAUGAUUUAG
Molecule: messenger RNA, 627 nt
Organism: Adineta ricciae
Lineage: Eukaryota; Metazoa; Rotifera; Eurotatoria; Adinetida; Adinetidae
Source: the annotation of a GenBank genome assembly